AUGUGGGACACCCUGGAAGCGCUGAAGAAUCUCGAGCUGAUCAGCGAGAAGGCGCACUUGGAGGACAUGCUGGUGGAGUUUGACAAGCAGUGGACUGCCCUUUCGCAGAGCACCUCCCAGUUCCUUCAGGAGGCAGAGGAGCACCACGAGGCGGUGCAGCUCUCAGCGACGGGCAUCCGGUCCUACACCAAGUGCAACGGGGGGGACUACAGCGGUUUGUUGGAGGAGUAUAAGCAGCUGCAGCGGAAGCGCAAGCUUUUGGAGUCCUCGUUGCAGAGUUCCUACAGCGACAUGGAACAGCACCUCACGCUGCUGGCCAACAUCCUGGUGGACGGCGGGCUCCUGGACUCCCACCUCGCCCUCUCCGCGCGCCUGGCGCCGCAGGCGGCAGAGAGGAUCGCGCAGAAGGCGCAGCACGAGGCGAAGGGCUUCUUCAAGCGCGAGACCAUGGACCUGCUGCAGGAGGAGUUGUGGGCGCAGCUCAAGGACGGCAUGCCGAAGCAGCUGCUGCUGCAGACCAAGGGCGCCUUCCGACUCGCGGAGCACCUGGCCGCGCGGCAUCUGAGCGCGGGACUGCAGCCCUCAGAGGAGCAGACGACCCAGAUGCGCAGCGCUUGGCGUAUGGUGCAGCGACGCUUUGCGGCCAUGCAGCGGCUGGUGCGCAAGCCAGAAUUCCUGAAGAAGCUGGCGGCUCUGAGCCUCGAGCCCUUGCUGCCCAAAGCCCCGGAGACCUGCGGCGACGGCCACUUGUGGGCCAACGUCACGGCAGGCGGCGAAAACCCGCGGCUGCUGGUGUUGCCCAAGCUUUCGGCGCUGCAGCUGCUGCAGGCGGCGGAUCAGAAGGAGACCCUGGAGCUGGGCAAGCCAGGUCUCAUCCUGUGCGAGCACAAGGCGGGCCAGUGGCGCACGGCUCCCCCGGUGGUGGAGUCGGUGGUGCUGUGUGGGGAGGGCGGCGCCUGCGACUUUCCGCUGGCGAAGGUGAAGGCGCCGGAGACCGAG
This is a messenger RNA of Effrenium voratum, 999 nucleotides long. NCBI's taxonomy places the organism in Eukaryota, Dinophyceae, Suessiales, Symbiodiniaceae. The record is from the annotation of a GenBank genome assembly.